This is a messenger RNA of Hevea brasiliensis (rubber tree), 315 nucleotides long. Its product is annotated as MAPK kinase substrate protein At1g80180-like. The transcript has a single exon. NCBI's taxonomy places the organism in Eukaryota, Viridiplantae, Streptophyta, Magnoliopsida, Malpighiales, Euphorbiaceae. Bases 1 to 315 code for a protein of 104 amino acids. The record is from RefSeq and is a predicted model, not a curated record.
AUGGAGGGUGGCAGCCUAAAGAGGUCUACAACAUCCUUUAGAAGACAAGGAUCCUCGGGGUUGGUAUGGGAUGACAAGUUCUUAUCAGGAGAAUUGAAGCAAAACGAAGAAAAGGCAGAAAUAAGUAGUCCAAGAUCAUCAAAUAAUGGAAAGAUGCAACGCAGUCGCUCCGCCGGAGGAGCUAUCUACCGUACGGUCAAGGUUUCAUCUUCACCAAACGUCGACCCUCCAUCUCCUAAAGUCUCAGGCUGUGGAUUGUGUGUCAUUUUUGGCAAGCCAGUUUCUACCCAUCAACGAAAGUCCUGUAAGCGUUAA